This is a messenger RNA of Amphiprion ocellaris (clown anemonefish), 8450 nucleotides long. RefSeq names its product 1-phosphatidylinositol 4,5-bisphosphate phosphodiesterase beta-1-like. The transcript is spliced from 32 exons. Lineage: Eukaryota; Metazoa; Chordata; Actinopteri; Pomacentridae. The record is from RefSeq and is a predicted model, not a curated record. The coding region runs from base 162 to 3650 and encodes 1162 amino acids. Gene Ontology annotation, biological process: lipid catabolic process; phosphatidylinositol-mediated signaling; memory. Gene Ontology annotation, molecular function: phosphatidylinositol-4,5-bisphosphate phospholipase C activity; calcium ion binding; calmodulin binding. Gene Ontology annotation, cellular component: cytoplasm; nuclear speck.
AGGACGGUCGGAGGAAGAAGCAGAAAACAAAGUGACAGCAGCCGGGAGGACGGGAGGACCGGAGGAUGCUGCUGCUCGUCACUUCUGAGGAGUUGUCAGCAUCACGGCAGCAGAGCAGCUCUGGCCGGCGUGUCGGUUCAUGUUGAUGCCAGUGUGAAGCCAUGGCGAGCGCUCAGCCGGGGGUCCACGCUCUCAAACUCCAGCCUCCGUCCGUCUCCCACACGCUGAGGAACGGCAGCAACUUCCUGAAAUGGGACGAGGAUCUGUCGACCGUCUCUCCAGUGACUCUUUAUGUGGAUCCACAUGGAUUCUAUCUGCACUGGACCGAACAGAACAAGCAGGACACGGAGCUGCUGGACCUGACGCUGGUGAAGGAUGUCAGGACGGGUCGAAGCACCAAAACACCAAAGGAGGCCAAGCUGCGGGAGCUGCUCGAUGUGGGGAACCUGGUUGGUCGACUGGAGAACCGCAUGGUUACCGUGGUUACGGCCUCGGACCUGGUAAACGUCAACCAGCUGAUCUUCAUCGCCUCACAGGAGGAUGAAGCCAAGAUCUGGUGUGAGGAGCUGUUUUCUCUGUCUUCCAACCUGCUGAGCCACAAUCUGAACAGAGACCAGAGUCUGCUGAAAGCGUACGUCAGAUUAACUCUUCAGCCGAAUGCAGAAGGAAGAAUUCCUGUCAAGAACAUCGUUCGGCUGUUUUCAUCAGACAGGAAGAGGGUAGAAAAUGCCCUGGAGAGCUGCAAACUGCCCUACGGACGGGGUGACAGCAUCAAACUGGAGGAUUUUACUCUGGAAGUCUACAGGAACUUCCUGGACAGUCUCUGUCCUCGUAAUGAGCUUGGAAACAUCUUCAAACUGCAAGGAGCGAACGGCGGAACGAUGUCGGUCGAUCAGAUGACCGAGUUCAUCAACAACAAGCAGAGAGACCCGAGACUCAACGAGAUCCUUUAUCCUCCUCUUCGUCCUGCACAAACCCACAGUCUGAUGGAGAGAUACCAACACGACCAGGCCCAGCUCAAGCAAGGUUCCAUUUCUCUGCAGGCGUUUUCCAGUUAUCUAUCCAGUGAUGAGAACGGAGUGAUUCCACCAGAAAAACUGGAUCAGUCUGAAGACAUGAGCUUCCCGCUGUCGCACUAUUUCAUCAAGUCGUCACAUAAUACCUACCUGACAGCCGGUCAGCUGGCUGGAAGCUCCUCGGUGGAAAUGUACCGUCAGGUUCUCCUGGCCGGAUGUCGCUGUGUAGAAUUAGACGUUUGGAAAGGACGAACCGCCGAGGAGGAACCCGUCAUCACCCACGGAUUCACCAUGACGUCGGAAAUCUCCUUUAAGGAAGUGAUCGAAGCCAUCGCUGAAUGCGCCUUCAAGACGUCACCUUUUCCCGUCAUUCUGUCUUUUGAAAACCAUGUCGACUCUUUGAAGCAACAGGCCAAAAUGGCUGAAUAUUGCCGAUCGAUCUUCGGAGACGCUCUUCUGAUCGACCCGCUGGACAAAUAUCCUCUGGAGUCAGGCAUCCCUCUGCCCAGUCCUCAGGAGCUGAUGGGCAAAAUCCUCAUCAAGAACAAGAAAUCUCACAAACCGGCCAAUAACACAGACAGCAAGAGGCUGACGGACCAGCCGGCCAAUCAGAGCCAGGAGCCACUGUCUCCUAGCAACAACACGGGAGAGAUGGAGGCAGAGAGUGAGGAAGACGACGAUGAUGAAGAUGAUGAUGGUAAAAAGGGCUCUGCUGAGCGGGAGGCGGUGGCUACAGAGGAAAUGUCAACUCUGGUAAACUACGUCCAGCCGACCAAGUUCAACUCCUUCGAAGCCUCCAAGAAGGCGGCCCGCUGUUACCACAUGUCGUCUUUCGUGGAGACCAAAGCUUUGGAGCAUCUCACAAAGUCACCGGUGGAGUUUGUGGAAUAUAAUAAAUCCCAGCUGAGUCGAAUCUAUCCCAAAGGAACCAGAGUGGAUUCGUCUAACUUCAUGCCUCAACUCUUCUGGAAUGCUGGAUGUCAGCUGGUGGCUCUCAACUACCAAACUAUCGAUUUGUCCAUGCAGCUGAAUCUCUUCAUGUUCGAGUACAACGGUCGCAGCGGCUACAGACUGAAGCCUGAGUUCAUGAGACGUCCAGACAAACACUUUGACCCUUUCACAGAAAACACUGUGGACGGCAUCGUAGCGAACACACUGUCUGUGAAGGUGAUUUCAGGCCAGUUUGUGACGGAGCGGAGGGUUGGAGUUUAUGUGGAGGUGGAGAUGUUCGGACUUCCUGCAGACACCAGGAGAAAAGCUCUGAAGACCAAAACUUCUCAGAACAACAACGCCAUCAAUCCAGUGUGGGACGAAGAGCCGAUUGUCUUCAAAAAGGUGAUUCUUCCAACUCUGGCCUCUCUGAGAAUCGCUGCUUUUGAGGAAAGCGGGAAGUUUAUCGGUCAUCGAAUUAUUCCCGUUUCUGCCAUCAGACCAGGUUACCGUUACAUCGGUUUGAGGAAUGAGAAGAAUCAGUCUCUGAUUCUACCGGCCGUGUUCGUCUACAUCGAAGUCAAAGAUUACGUCCCCGAUACGUUUGCAGAUGUGAUCGAGGCUCUGUCCAACCCCAUCAGAUACGUGAACCUCCUGGAGCAGAGGUCCAAACAGCUGGCAGCUCUGACUCUGGAGGAUGGCGAGGAGGACACUCAGACGGAGGAUGAGGUUGAAAACAGCGUCGAGAGGAAGAACGAUCUGAAAUCAGCUCCACUGGAGAACGGACUGAGUCCCACAUCUGGACCUGCAGGCCACACCCCCAUCGCCACGACGCCGAAAGCUUCUGCUGCCAAUCAGCAAGCAGCUACGACAGAGUCGGCCAAACCAGCAGCAAAGACCGAAGACCUGGUUUUAAGUGUUUUGAUAGACGUCCCGGUUUGCUCCAUGGAGGCUCUGCAGCAAACCAAAGUUUACCAGAAGGAGCAGCGACGGCAGUUCAAGGAGCUGAAGGAGCUGGUGAGGAGGCACCAGAAGAAAACCUCCGAACUGCUGCGAGAGUUCAACAACAAGUACAAGAAGACGGCCCGACAGUGCAGCAAGAGCAGGGCGUCUUGUUCGGACAACGAGGAAGACGAACGUCUGCAGCAGCUGAGAGACCAACAGCAGCAGCAGCUUCUGGCUCUGAGGCAGGAACAGUACUACAGUCAGAAAUACCUGCAGAGGGAACACAUCAAGACGCUGACAGAACGUCUCAGCAGUCUGGCUGAGGAGAGUCACAACACCCAGAUGAAGAAACUCAAAGACAUCUGUGACAAGGAGAAGAAGGAGUUGAAGAGGCAGAUGGAUCGAAGGAGAACAGAGAAGAUCAACCAGGCGAAGACCAAAGAGAAACAUCUGGCAGAGGAGGAGAAGAUCGAGAUCAAUAAGUCCUACGUCAAUGAAGUCGUCCAGAACAUAAAGCGGCUCGAGGAAACUCAAACGAAACGCCACGAGCAGCUGGUGGAGCAACACAACGAGCUGCUGCAGGAGAUACAGGACCAGAAACCAAAGCUGCAGGGCGCCGUGGAGGCAGAGUUCCAGGAGAAGUUCCACUGUUUGCCCGGAGAGAUCGAAGAGUUCCUGCAGGACAGGAAGAUGGAGGUCCGAGGUCACAGCAAAUCUAGACCAUCAACGCCUCAUGAAGCUCUUUCUGAGGAGGACUGAAGGGAAAGAAGGAAUGAAUCAGGAGUAAACCGAGAACACAACCAAGCAGAAGGUAGCGGGCUGAUGAGGGAGUAAACGAUCCAGAUAAUAAAGACUGUUACUUUCCUUUUUAAUGGAAGAGCGCUUUAAGAAUUUAUUUUUCAAUUUCAUUAUCUUUGCAUGAACUUUGCUGUAUUUCAGCGUUUAAUCAUUUAGUCUUAUUUUCUGUCAUCUGUUACUUUGACAGACAUCUGAAACCCAACAGUUUGUACUGCAUGAAAACUCUAUCUAUCUAUCUAUCUAUCUAUCUAUCUGUCUAUCUAUCUAUCUGUCUGUCUGUCUGUCUGUCUGAUGUCUAUCUAUCUAUCUAUCUAUCUAUCUAUCUAUCUGUCUAUCUAUCUAUCUGUCUAUCUAUAGUCUCUCUAUCUGUCUAUCCGUCUAUCUAUCUAUCUAUCUAUCUAUCUAUCUAUCUAUCUAUCUAUAGUCUAUCUAUCUAUCUGUCUAUCUAUCUGUCUAUCUAUCUAUCUGUCUGUCUGUCUGUCUGUCUGUCUGUCUAUCUAUCUAUCUAUCUAUCUAUCUAUAGUCUCUCUAUCUAUCUAUCUAUCGAUCUAUCUAUCAUCUAUCUAUCUAUCUGUCUAUCUGUCUAUCUAUCUAUAGUCUCUCUAUCUAUCUAUCUAUCUAUCUAUCUAUCUAUCUGUCUAUCUAUCUAUCUAUCUGUCUAUUUAUCUAUCUAUCUAGAUAUCUAUCUAUCUAUCUGCUCAUACAUAAACUCGAGGCCUGUCUCUAUCUUAUAUACACAUGCAGAGACGUUAUACAGCUUUUGCGUUGGUCACAAUCAGUGCUAAUACACUUAUAAUCUACCAGUAAUCACUGCUGUUUUCUAUAAUUAUCGUUCUUCUUUUUCACUCACAUUCACACACAUUUUAAAGCUGCACAAAACCGGAGCUGAAAAGCCCACACCCACAGUGGGCUCUGUUUGUUUCGGCUGGAGAUUAAUAACUUUGUUCAAAGGCUCCUCAGUGGUGGUACAAUGAUGAUAAUAAUCCACCACAUCUUGUUUGUGUCAAACUGGCAAAACAAAAUGCAGCUACAAAUGCUAACGUUGCAUAAGAUAUGAAGACGACAUCUCUUUUUAAUGCUCUGUGUAUCAAAGUUACAUGUUUAGAAUUCAUCUCUUCCAGCCUUAAAAGGUCUUUAUGCCAUAUCUACGCUCAUUUCUCCACACUCCUUGCAACCCGAGCACACCAGCUCAGUGCUUCAAACCAGAAACAGAUUCUAUACAAAAAACAACGAAAACUGCAACCUGCAAGCUGACAGAACUGGUUCUUUAGGUUUGUUAUGUGUGAAGCUCCAAAAGUCUGAAGACGUGUCAUCGGUUCACUGCAGUUUCUGGGUGGAAAUGCUCGACCAUGACGUUGACUAUUUAUUUUACUUAUAAAAUUUGAAAAAAGAGCACAUGGGCAUGUUGACAAGGUGAUGUUCACUUUAAUAACUUCUUAUGUAAAUGUCAGAGGGCCUGUUUAUUAGCUGGAAUUAAAAAUGAAAGACUUACAAUUGUAAAAAUAUGCAAGUGUUGAUCAAAAACUUGAGAGAUUUUACCUAUUGAAAUCUAAAACUGUUCCUGAUUUAAAUUUGGCUGCCAAGUAGUCUUGUUGUGCAGUGAUCCUCUGCUCCCAGUGAUCCUCUGCUCCCAGUGAUCCUCUGCUCCCAGUGAUCCUCUGCUCCCAGUGAUCCUCUGCUCCCAGUGAUCCUCUGCUCCCAGUGAUCCUCUGCUCCCAGUGAUCCUCUGCUCCCAGUGAUCCUCUGCUCCCAGUGAUCCUCUUCUCCCAGUGAUCCUCUUCUCCCAGUGAUCCUGCAACAUUUUUAAUGCUCCCUGGAAGUCCUGUUAUUCAGCAACGAGCGCUGAAUCUCUGAAACUGUGUCAGAACUGUGACCUUUUAGCAUUUAUUCCAUUCCAAGUGGUAAAUCUGGUGAUUUUUGUGUUCUUCCACUGUACAAACUAAAAUGCUGUUUCUUCUGUGGAUGGCAGCAGCAGAUCCUCCACGCUUCACCAUGAACACAGAACGUUGUGUUUCCUCACGGUGAAAGUUUGAGCUCCAUUGAGAAACCUCAAGAGUGGUCAUAAAAACAUGCAUCACAGGUCCAGAUGUUAAUAACACAAUGACACAUGACAUAUUAUGGACAACACAAACAGUCUCUAAACCUUUUGAUGAAGCUUCUUUCUUUAGCAUUUAGAAACUCUACGGGGCUCUUAUCAUGACUGUCACAAAGAAAAAACCUGAGUGUGAACCUCUAAACCAGAGCUGUCAAACUCAUUCUAGUUCAGGUUCCACAUUCAGCCCAGUUUGAUCCCAGCUGGGUUGGACCAGUAAAAUCACAGCAUAAUAACCUAUAAACAACCACAACUGCUAAUGUUUCCUUUGCUUUAGUGCAAAAAAGUUCAUUCUGAAAAUGUUUACAUUUAAUGAACUAUUUUCUUACAAAACAUCACAAACAACCUGAAAUUUCUUAAGAAAAGUAAGUUCAGUUUCAGCAAUAUUAUGCCUCAGUUUAUUGUUUACAAAUGACAACUUCCAGAUCACAGAGUGUCUACAAAGGAACACAACAUUUAGUCAUCUGGAACUGAACAAUGUAGUAUUUUACUUUAUGAAAAAAUGACACAAGCGAGACAAAAAAAAAGACACAAAAUGACAAAAACGAGAAAACAAAAACAUGAGACAAAUGACAAAAGUCAGACAAAAAACAAGACAAAAAAACGACAAAAUAUUACAAAAAUGGGACAAAAGCACAAUGAACAAUCUAGUAUUUUACUUUAAGAUCAAAACAACUUGUCAUGGUCUAGAAAUCAUUUUAAAUUUAUAGUUUUACUAAUUUACAAUUUGCAGUUAAUGUCUUAUCUGGAAUUUUUUCACUUUACAAAGUCGUCUCAUGGGCCGGAUUGGACCCUCUGGUGGGCCAGUUUUGGUCCGCGGGCCGCAUGUUUGACACACCUCUAAACAGACAGUAAGAACCAGUGAGAACGUCUUCAAAAUGCAUUAGGACUAAAAUUGGUAACACAAACCUAAAGACAUGUCCAACAAUGUUUAUGUUUUAUUAUAAAACCGUUAUUUUAUGUUACCUCAUUGCAUCUACUGUCGUAAUUUUUCAAUCAUUGUCGUCCAAAUGACAGGUAAGACUUUAAUGGGAACUGAACCUUUAUUUCAGACAUUAAUGAGAAAGUUGGUGCACUUGUUGUAGAGUGGCUUUGCAUGAAGAAAUCAUAGGGUGUGAAGAACUGCUGGUACUUUGUAUUAGUUUGUACUGUGAUCAAGUUGAUUUAUUGAUUGUAUACUUGUUAUUUAUGUAUUUAUUAAUGAGAUAUUGAGAGAAAAUGGAAUCUGAAUGGUGAUUUUCUGGUAUGUUCCUAAAAAAAAAGAAAGACUGUUAGCCGAAGACAUUUGGGGUUUGUGGGAUGUUUAGGGGAAAGAAGAAAGAUUUGCACAGAAAGAUUUUGGGUGUCUAUGUUUUCUGUGCAGGUACGCUCUGCAGACUAAUUCUGACCAAUUCAUUAAAGGGUUGCAAAGGAUGCAAGAGAAAAUUUCUCAUUUAUUCAUUUAGAUAAAUCUUUUAAGUUGCAAACAUUAUGUUGAUGGGUUUGGUUGGCAUCUUUAACUAAUAAUUUGCUUUAAUAAUUUUGGUAAUUGCAUUAACUUAAUAUUUUGUGUAAUUUAUACUCAACUCUUUGUUGAGUGAAAAAUAAAUUUAAGUUGAGGCAACUUAUUGAAAUUGGCUCAAAACUUAAUUUUUCUUCACCUUGAGAUUGACGAGUCUGCUCCACUUCCUGCUUAACAUUGGAGCAACUUAUUUUUUUUUAAUUUGUCAACUCAAGAACUUGUGUUCACAAUUACUGUAAUUAAGUAUAAAGCACUUCAAAUAAAUUUUAAAUAAAUGUGGAAAUACUACUUGGAAUAUGUAAAUUUUUUGUGUUUAUGCUGCCAAACCUAUGUAAGUGUUAAUAACAAAGCCUUCAUGCUAAUUCCCCUAAAUCAGUGUAACUUGUUGGUUGAACAUAAUUUCAUUAGAAGUUGUCAUAACUCAAAAAGAUUGAUGCAAACGGUUGUGUUAUUUAUUUUUUGUUUUAUUGUUGUUGAACCCAGUGCUAAUUGUUUAGCAGCAACACUGGACUGCUGCAGGAAUGACGUGGCAGUAAAACGUCUUGUUCGAUGUGGAGGGAAACCAAAAGUCUGCUGCCGCUGCAUGACUUCUUUGUUUCGAUGUGAAAAUCAGACUCAGUUGUCACUUUGAUGAAUUUAUCAGCUGUUAUUUUCACAAUAUUUAAGGACAUAAUUUCUCAAGUGUUUUACUUUGUUGUAAAAAGCUCUCGUCACUCUUUGUACAGUGAUCUUCCAGAACAACGUUUGCUGGAACAUUUUUCAUGACUUGUUUUUUCUCUGGACUAAGGCCUAAGCUGCGUUCAACAACCUUUUUGCAGGGAACCUUUUGUUCGAAUUGUAAACCGUGGUUGAUGAUGUUAAACGCUUUGGGAGCACAGUGUGUAACUGACCUCGUAAAGGUAGCCUGCAGUGCAGCUUUCAUGGCAAUAUAUACACCCGGCAUGCAGAGUACCUCAUUAUUCACUAAAUUAUCUGUUUAAAAGACGUUCAGAUCUGCAGAGUGGUCGAGGUUUUUAAGCAAAAACGCCUUGUUGAACGCACUGCUUUAGCGAUUAUACUGAGCAUGCUUUAUUGUCUUGGAUUUCUCCACCAGUUGAAUUGUUUCUUGGUUUUACUGAAUGCUAUUUUAAGACCAGUUGAAAGACUAUUAAAGUAUUUGAUCUAAAAA